CGGCUCCUGAAAUUAAACUCGUUGACGUACCGUUUAUCUGGCCUUGAGUCUUCCAUACACCGCAGCUUUGUCUUUUGACGGUCCCUCAAAAUGGAGAAACAUGUCGAACUUCAGACCUUCAACAAUGGCGAGCUACGGAAUCGUCGGGACAAGGACUCGAUCUCAGAGGUCAAGGGUGCCGAAUUUGAUCGUGACCGAUAUGAGCUGGCGAGAGUGGGCAAGGAGCAGGUCCUAAAGCGUCGCUUCGGUCUGGUGUCUAUGACGGGUCUUUCUUGUGGUUUGAUGUGCACAUGGGAAAGUCUUCUUGUCAUCUUCUUGACUGGCUUCCAAAAUGGCGGUCCCGCUGGUCUUAUCUACGGGUUCAUACUGAUCUGGCUCGGCAACUUCUCGGUCUUCAUUUGCAUCGGUGAAUUGGCGAGUGCCGUACCUACAGCCGGGGGUCAAUACCACUGGGUGUCUUUGCUUGCACCACGUUCGAACAAGCGGUUCUUCAGCUACAUUACAGGCUGGCUGACCGUCAUUGGCUGGAUCGCAGCUCUAACAUCAGUGUGCUUCUUUGUCUCGGAUCUCGUUCUGCAACUGGCAACGCUGAAUAAUCCUGACACCUAUGUACGGGAGAACUGGCAUGCAACGCUGCUGUUGUGGGCUGUGCUGAUGCUCUGUGUCUUCAUCAAUGUGUUCAUCAGUGGUGCGCUGCCAACCAUCGAAGUAGUCGUCUUGGUCAUGCAUGUCCUGGGGUUCUUUGGAAUUCUAGUGCCACUGGUGUACCUUUCGCCGUAUCACAAUACUGCCAAAGCCGUCUUCACUACUUUCAACAACAAGGGUCAAUGGCCCACACAAGCAUUGGCCUUCUUCGUUGGACUACAAGGCAAUGCAUUGGCCUUUGUCGGAACAGACUCGGUUGUGCACAUGUCGGAAGAGGUCAAGAACGCCAGUACUGAUGUCCCACGCUCAAUGCUCAUGAGUCUUGGCAUCAACGGAACUCUCGCCAUUGGACUACUUAUCGCUGUCCUCUUCAGUGCGACUGGCCUGGACGCCCUGCUCAAUGACUUGGAGUCACCUCUAUCGCCCUUUAUCCGAAUCUUCCAGCAAGCUGUAGGCUCGAGAGCUGGUACUACCGUCAUGGUAAGUAUCAUCAUCGCUCUCGAGUUCUGUAGCGCAAUGGGUUGCCUAGCUGCAGCAUCUCGCAUGACUUGGUCCUUUGCGCGUGACAAAGGUCUGCCUUUCUCUAAGGCCCUGAGCAUUAUCGACCAGCGCAGUACUAUCCCUGUGGUGGCCAUUUGCGUUGUCACAGUCUUCGCCGCCCUCCUCUCCCUCAUCAACAUCGGGAACAGUGCCGCCUUCAACGGAACCAUCUCGCUCGUGCUCGAGGGCUUCUACCUCUCCUACUUGCUCGCUAUCGGCUUGCUAUUCUGGCGCCGUAUCCGCGGCGACCUGGACAACCAGAACGAUGAGCUCAAUGUCUUCAACUCCUCGCCUUAUCACCCUGAACGCUACGACCGCAGUCUCACGUGGGGUCCUUGGCGUCUCAAGGGCAAACUUGGUGUUGUGAACAACGCGGUAGCCAUCUGCUACUUGCUGCUUAUCAUCUUCUUCAGCUUUUGGCCAACCCAGAUCAAUCCAUCGGCGGAGAUGAUGAAUUGGGCUGUCGUCGUCACUGGCGGUGUUGCGACGUUCUCAGUUGUGUACUAUGUCAUCUUUGCAAGGAAGAGCUACACGGGCCCUGUGGUCGAUUCGGAAGCGAUCGCGAAGUACGAGCAAGGUACCCUAUAGGCCUGCGGAAUAUAUGAGACUAUCGGAACACUCAAAGAAGCCAACAGCUGGAGUCAGAGGGACUUAGAGCCCUUCCGGAAUGGUUGCCACGGAUCACAAUUUCGUUUGCAUUGUAGUUUUAUUGGGUAAAAUGGUGGCGCACGUUUCGUUCCGCUGACCAUAGAUUGAC
Molecule: messenger RNA, 1942 nt
Organism: Didymella exigua CBS 183.55
Lineage: Eukaryota; Fungi; Ascomycota; Dothideomycetes; Pleosporales; Didymellaceae
Product: amino acid transporter
Exons: 7
Coding region: 91-1773 (560 amino acids)
Biological process (GO): transmembrane transport
Cellular component (GO): membrane
Molecular function (GO): transmembrane transporter activity
Source: RefSeq, a predicted model, not a curated record